Molecule: messenger RNA, 974 nt
Organism: Theileria parva strain Muguga
Lineage: Eukaryota; Apicomplexa; Aconoidasida; Piroplasmida; Theileriidae
Product: Protein similar to CwfJ C-terminus 1 family protein
Exons: 1
Coding region: 50-964 (304 amino acids)
Biological process (GO): mRNA splicing, via spliceosome
Cellular component (GO): post-mRNA release spliceosomal complex
Source: RefSeq, a predicted model, not a curated record
AAUAAUAAUUUAAUAAUAAUAAUAAUAUUUUAAUAAAAAUAUUAAUGUUAUGGAUGAGGAUUUGUAUGAGUUGAAUUAUUUGGCGGCGGAGCGUUUGAGGGGGAGGAUAUUGUCGGAGUAUUCGUUGGAAUCUCACGAGUUACCAGCGGCUAAGUAUAAAAGUAAAUACAACUUUAUUACCAUCGAUAAAGGUAGUAAAUCGUGUAAAAACUGGGAAGAUUACGAGAAAUUUGGGAAAUCGCAGCCGAACAGGUGUUACUACUGUAAUAUUAAGUACAGCGGCGUUUUGAACCUCGUUUCAAUGUCAGACUCAGUAAUGUUACUAAUGGACAGCAUGAGGAACUGUGUACUGGAGGAUCAGCUACUCCUAGUCCCCAGCUCUCACGUGAAAAACGCGCUUUUUCUAGAUGAAAACGCCUACACUGAGCUCAGAAAUUAUCAAAAAACACUCGUACACAUGUUUCAACAACUGAACAAAUUCGUCAUAUUCUCAGAAAUCUCUCUAACCCCCGGGAAAAAUGAUAAACACACUGUCAACACAGUUAACACUGUCGACAGAGUUAACAGAGUCAACAAUAAUGACAUGAGACAUUGUAGAAUAGAAUGUUAUGGUGUGGACAAAACGUAUUAUGAAGAUGUGAAAUGUUACUUUUCAAAGGCGAUUGAUGAGAUUGGAUCAAACUGGAGUGAGAAUAAGAAGUUACAAGUGACUGGGAAAUCAGGUGUCAGAGGUGUAAUACCACAGGGUUUCGACUAUAUUCACAUCGAUUUCUCACUCUCAGGUGAAGCAAUUGCCAAAGUCAUUGAUAAUCCUAGCACUGUAAAACUUACAUUUUCAAGAGACUUAAUCGCAUCAGCACUUAACUUAAACCAGCUGGAACGCAAAUUUACACACCCUCAACAAUAUAAUCAAGCCAUAAAUAACAUAAGAAAAAUGUACAAACCCUACGAUUGGACUCUAUAAUAUAUUUUAC